UAUUAGUAGCGUCUCGCUGCAGACACCUGUCGCUUUCCCGUGCAUAUGUAUGUAUGCGCGCCAUUUGCUUCAGCCUCGGGCCUCGGGUCAGGUACAGGCACCGUCGGGCGCCAGCAGCCUCUUUUUUUGGACGCUACUCGGGUCUCUGAGGCAAUUCGCUGCGCUCCCCCGAACGACACCUGAACAACUGCGGCUCGUGGCGCAUCUCGCCCGCGACGCACCACCACCACCCGCCACAAAUGGUUGUCGAGCUCUGGACGGCCAAUUCUCGACAACGAACGGAUCGGUCUCUGAGCCCGUAGAUUCAUCGAGUCAUCACCCGUGUCGUGCCCUCACAGCUCCCUCAAUCGCGUCACGAGACGAGCAUUUCAACGUCCGGAUCAGACGACGGCCGCCAUGGGCUGGCCGUACGGCGUCCCCAGCCUCACCCACGAGGAGAAGCUGCUCCGCCGGGAGACAAUUGACCUGUACGCCUGCAUUGCGCACUACUCGGCCUUUGCCCCGGCGCUUCUCUUUCUCCUCUAUCGUCUCGCACGCCGCGUCCCGGGCCUAGGAGGCGCCGCCAGGGCCAGAGAGUACGAGCAGGUCCCGGGCUCGCCCGUCGCAAAGGCCAGCCGCCUCGCCUCGUCGGGCUCGCUCGCGCGACAGUGGCAGAAGCUCGCCUGGUGGCUGCGCGACGAUGUAUUCUUCCGCAGCGUACACUGGGGCCAGCGCGAUCAGUGGCUUCUCGGCCUGGCGUGGACGACCUGGCUGCUUGCUCUGUGCGUGCUCGACACGGGCACAGACUACUUCCAUCUCACCAAGCGGUUCGGUGCUAUUGCCGUCUCGCAGUUCCCCAUCCAGUACCUCCUGGCGAUCAAGCCGCUCAACCCAUACGCCUGGGCGUUCGGCUCUUCGCACGAGGAGGUAAACCGCUACCAUCGUGUGCUCGGGCGCGUCAUCUUCGUGCUUCUCGCGCUGCACAUUCUCUUCUACAACGGAUACUUCUUCUACGCAGGCAUCUGGCUGAAGCGCUUCUUCGCGCCCAUUGUCUUUUGCGGUGUUGUCGCCGCGGCUGGUAUCCUCGCCAUCGCGACCACCUCUACCGUUGCAGCGAGGCAGUACUCGUACCGGCUCUUUUUCAUCACGCAUCUCGUGGCAGCUCUCUUUAUUCCGGUGCUGAUCUUCUUCCAUGCGCCUGGCCUCAGGCUGUACAUUGUCGAGACUCUAGUCAUCUUCCUCGUCGAUCUAGGAGUCCGCAGGGUCACGACUAUCAAGGCGCCGUCGACGCUCCAGAUCAUGUCGGGCACCGCCCUCGUCAAGGUCACGUCCAGGAUCCCGCGUCAUAAGCUCGCCUCGUUUCAGGCAUCCCCCGGGCUGCACAUCUAUCUCAGUGUCCCGCCAGAGAGUCGCACGGCCGACACCCCGGCGUCCCAGUCCGGCGUUUUCGACUACCUCUACAACCCCUUCACUGUCGCAUUCAACGACGAGGAUGACGGCAGCAUAACCCUCAUCGCACGCACCAGAGAAGGACCAAUGACCGGCGUGUUGAGCGCCUUCGCCGACGCCGCCGCCACGCCCGGUCCCACGACCGAGACGCGCACGAUAUCCCUUGGCAUCGAGGGCCCGUACGGCUCCAUGGCCAAGCAUUUCGACCAUCUGCUUCACUGGGGUGCCGCCCGGGUCCUUGUCAUCGCGGGCGGCGUCGGCGCGACCUUUGCUGUCCCAGUCUUCCAGGCUUUGCGGAGCGAGCUGCCUUCGGCCAAGGUGCAGCUGGUCUGGGCCGUGCGCAGCGCUGGCGACGCCGCCUGGGCCGUAGCGGCCGCAUCCGCUGAUAAGACUUUACUUAAUGAUGAUAGCGUGCAGCUGUACCUGACGGGCGGCGCAGGCUCCGACGCGGACGGCAGUCAGGCUGGCGCCGUGGAGAUGGAGCCCUUGCGCCGCGCUGGUGGCAGGCUGGCCGCGCACAGCCGCCGCAAGAGGCCGGACCUUGGCAGGAUUAUCGAUCAGGCCUUCUCCCACGGGUUGGAGGAGCCGGUUGCGGUACUUGUUUGCGGCCCUACCGAGAUGACUCUGGAAGUGAGGCGACGCGUGAGGCCGUGGGCCAUGAAGGGGAGGAGGGUUUGGUGGCACGGCGAGAGUUUUGGGUGGUAAGCGUCAGUCACACUGCAAAUCUUCAUGUUGUGCGCGUCUGCAGCGUUAUAAAUUUGAUAGUCUAUCUAUCGAGGCAGUAUAGCAAAGUAAGCGGGGAGAGUGCCAUGCCGUC
Messenger RNA from Purpureocillium takamizusanense, 2245 nucleotides. RefSeq lists its product as uncharacterized. The record is from RefSeq and is a predicted model, not a curated record. Gene Ontology annotation, biological process: intracellular iron ion homeostasis; copper ion import; iron ion transport. Lineage: Eukaryota; Fungi; Ascomycota; Sordariomycetes; Hypocreales; Ophiocordycipitaceae. Gene Ontology annotation, molecular function: ferric-chelate reductase activity. Gene Ontology annotation, cellular component: plasma membrane. The transcript is spliced from 2 exons. The coding region runs from base 397 to 2133 and encodes 578 amino acids.